Molecule: messenger RNA, 1448 nt
Organism: Gossypium raimondii (Peruvian cotton)
Lineage: Eukaryota; Viridiplantae; Streptophyta; Magnoliopsida; Malvales; Malvaceae
Exons: 5
Coding region: 540-1169 (209 amino acids)
Source: RefSeq, a predicted model, not a curated record
CUUAUCAAUCUGGUAUUUUUUUCCGAUUCGAUGUGUUGGUGUAGUGGUUCAAGUUUGAAUUUUUAAUUAAGUUUACGUUCUUUUUAUAACAAUGAUUUUAUGUUUUUACUGGAAAACUUAAUAUACAAACGUGAACUGGAAUAUGUUGAUCAAUUUGUUGCUAAGUGGACUCUUUGUUAGAAAGAUUUUAUUUUUUAUGUUAAAAGUAUUAUUUUAAUUACUCGUCCCAUAUCAAAAAAUUUCAAAGAAUGGAUUCUGGAUUUUUUUUUUGUUUUCAAGUUCUAAAUCACGAGGUUUGUUUGCUUUGGAGGUGUUGCUUUUCAGAUUGAACUCUAGUGCGUAAAUGUAAUUAGCAAGUAUAUUAGACUAUAAGUUGUCAGUUUAAUUGUUUUUCUUAAGCACUGAAAUCAAGUAAUUGUUUGCUUUUAGUGAAAACAUGAAAAGUAUUUAUCGUAAAUUUACUGAUGUGGCUUUAGCCUCUUUUAGGUUUAUUGAGACUGCAGUCGUUGGAUGGUACAUUGAGAAAUCAUAAGCAGAGCAUGAGCACUCUUGAGAUUAGGGGGCCUUCUCUUAGGGGAUAUCGAAGGAGAAAGGCAGUGCUUGAUCUGAAUGUUCCACCCAGUGAAAUCAGGGAGCAGGAGGGUACAUCUCAACAGGCUGGGUAUGAGGAUCAAACGAAUCAAUCCGUACAGACUGGUCCACCUGCAACCAUUGAUGUUGAGGCUAUUGAUGAUGAUGUAAUUGAAUCUUCUGCUAGAGCUUUUGCAGAGGCUCAGAACAAUUCUAGGAGGAGCCGUGGAAGGACUGUGGUUGAUGUUGAUUCAGCUCACAUUUCUGCCCUUCCAGGCUGGUCAGCUAGGUCAAGUAAUAACAAUCAGAAUAGGCACAGAAGACUUCCUCCGAGCUCAAGCAUUAUCAAUUUGGAAAUCUCGCCACAGUCAAUUCAGGUUCAGGAAAUCACAAAGCCACAGCCACCUCCAAAGGAACCAACUUUCAAUUGUCCAAUUUGCAUGGGUCCAUUAACAGAGGAGAUGUCAACAAGAUGUGGGCAUAUUUUCUGCAAGGCAUGCAUUAAAGCUGCAAUAGCUACACAGGCAAAAUGCCCAACUUGCAGGAAAAGAGUCACUGUGAAGGAACUAAUUAGGGUCUUCCUGCCAUCGGCCAGUUGAAUAAAAAUUUCAUGCUCAACUAGUAACGGAUAAUACAAACUGCCCUUGCAAAGAUAAAAAAAAAAAGUCAAUUCAUCUGGUGGUGUCAGUGGAGCUAGUUUUUGGAAUUUCUGACAUGUGCAGUUCUAAAACCAUGUUUUAGUGGACAAUCUUUUUGAUUUACUUGUUCAGGCUGGCUGAGCUUCAUUGUUACUAAAAUUUGUUAUUAAGAUUUUGCUGACUAGUAUUCUAAGAACAUUCUUUAAGGUGAUUAUAUAUGAUUAGAAUAUUUUCACUAAA